UAUCGAUUACUUGUGACUUGAAGAUGGCGGCUGCUGCUUCGAAAUCUCGAGUUGUCUUAUUGAGUUGCGGCUCUUUUAAUCCUAUCACUUUCCUACACCUGAGGAUGUUUGAAAUUGCUCGUGAUGCUCUGCUCAAAACGGGUAUUUAUACAGUGGUACAAGGAAUAUUUUCUCCGGUGAAUGAUGGAUACAAGAAAAAGGACCUAAUUGAAUCUGAACACAGAAUACAAAUGUGUAGACUUGGAGUUCAAACAUCUGAUUGGAUAAGUGUGGAUGACUGGGAGAGUAAGCAGGCUGGUUGGACACAGACAGCCAAAGUUUUGAAACAUUUUGCUGAAGAUGUUGUAACUAAAUUCCCAGGGUCCAGUCCCCCUACAGUGAAGUUACUUUGUGGAGCUGAUCUGUUGGAAUCAUUUGCUGUACCCAAUCUUUGGGCAGAUGAAGAUGUAAGUAGUAGAACUCCACAGUAAGUAUUUGAUCAAAGAUUGAGCUUCUGGAAUUAUAUCUUUUAAAUUAGUAUAAAGCCUUGUGAAGAAAAUAUGGCUUGAACUUGAACUGAAAUUUAGGCAACCAUAGUGCAAAUUUUUCAUAAUAAGCUGAAUACAAUUUGAAAAUUAUAGCAUUGUUAUUGAAACAAACUUUUCAGAGAUAAGACUGUUUUUACAAUGUUGAACUCAACCAUUUAAUCUGUUGAUUCAGAGGC
Messenger RNA from Pocillopora damicornis (cauliflower coral), 703 nucleotides. RefSeq names its product nicotinamide/nicotinic acid mononucleotide adenylyltransferase 1. Gene Ontology annotation, biological process: NAD+ biosynthetic process. The record is from RefSeq and is a predicted model, not a curated record. NCBI's taxonomy places the organism in Eukaryota, Metazoa, Cnidaria, Anthozoa, Scleractinia, Pocilloporidae. Gene Ontology annotation, molecular function: nicotinamide-nucleotide adenylyltransferase activity; nicotinate-nucleotide adenylyltransferase activity.